Molecule: messenger RNA, 996 nt
Organism: Metarhizium album ARSEF 1941
Lineage: Eukaryota; Fungi; Ascomycota; Sordariomycetes; Hypocreales; Clavicipitaceae
Product: Major facilitator superfamily domain, general substrate transporter
Exons: 1
Coding region: 1-996 (331 amino acids)
Biological process (GO): transmembrane transport
Molecular function (GO): transmembrane transporter activity
Source: RefSeq, a predicted model, not a curated record
AUGCCAGUGGCCCCGACGGCCAGUCAAGUCGAAUAUCAGACUCCCUUGACGAUACUCCUGUCUUGUUCUCACCAGACUCUCCGCGGCCGAAGUGGGAGGGACCGACUGUUGCUGCUUCUGAAAAGAGGUGCGUGCAUUGGCCUCUGCAAGGAGUACUGGCAGAUGGUGGUUGUACACGCGCUCAUGGGCAUGCUCAAUGGCAACGCGGCCUGUGUUCCAACCGUCCUGGGCGAAGUUACUGACCGGUCGAAUCAGACCAGGGCAUUCACCUAUUUGCCUGUCAUAUACUCGCUGGGCAGCAUUACCGGUCCCGCGCUGGGGGGUAUUCUGGUCAACAAGAUGGGGUCAGAAUAUCCCUAUCUCGGGCCCAACCUUGUCGGUGCAGCGAUGCUCGCUGCGAGCAUCGUCGUCGUUGGCAUCUGGUUCGAGGAGACGCUCGACGAGUCAGGCAGGAGCCCCUGGAGGCCGGCUUGGAUCAGCCGUCUUGUUGCGUGCGUCGACGGCUCCAAUAAGCCCUCUGACCGUAGAGAAUCUUGGAGUUCGCGCUUGGCAGAGGCUUCAGCAUCACAGCAGCCGCUUCUGUCGUCAAGCUCAUCGACGUCAUCGUCAAUUGACCAAGAACGUACCGAAAAUGAUGGCAACGGCGUCAAGGACAAUGGUUUCAAUGGCCGUCCUGUCUGGAAAGACCUACUCAACCGUACCACCGUCAUCCUUCUCGCCACAUACCUCGUUUUCCAACUCUCCAACAUUAGUUUCAACAGUCUUUAUCCCAUCUUUGCGUCCGCCCCCGCACCAGCCGGUCGCGAUUUGAGUCCUCAAAAAAUCGGCUUCAGCCUUAGCGCCGCUGGCCUCGCAACCAUUGCGUUUCAAGCGUUCCUCUUCCAGCCAAUCAAGUCCAAGAUUGGAAACUUGGGCUCUUACCGCUAUGCUUUGCUGGGAGGGUGUGAGACUGUGAGUGCUUGUUGCUUGUGUGCAACGAUGCGCGGGCGUCGUUGA